UUUUCCUACUAAAGGGGGGAAGGGCUCUCAGGAAGGAGAUGAGAUGAGUCUGCUGCCAGACCACUAAAAUCCCUCCAACAUGCGUGUCCACCAAAAAAACUGCCAUACUUUCAGCUCUGUUGCUUGUGUGUAGACUACUCAUACAGAUAGUAGGUUAUGUGUAGGCCUAUAGCUAUUUUACCGCGUGUGAACCUGAAGUUCUGUGCGUUUGAAAACUGACUCCGGAUCAGUCAUCGUCUGCUGACAGUACCAUGCUGGGAUUUCCCAAAAGCUCCAGUGCAUCGGGAAAUCUGCCCUGGUUGCUAGUUUCAAUUUCACUUCCUUUCUAAUAACACCAUGGCGAUACGCAUUUAGCGUAAGCUGUAUGAGACGUCCCUUUUCUAGAGAAAAUAAUAAAGGGAGGACUUUUGGAGCUUUUUUACUUUCAAUUUCAGUCGCACUCUCAGGACUCGUUUUGUAUUACCGGACUGCUCGCUUGCUCACAAGCCCUACUGGAAAUCAUGUUUUUCCGUUACAUAUUUUUGUUUGUUCCUUUGCUGACUUUUCUGCACGACGUCCGUGUUUUCAGUUGCAAUUACAGCUGUGCAGAUAAACCUGUGUUCACUCCAUCCAGACUGGUAGUGAAGUAUGGUGACCCAACCUCUGCCAACUGCUCUGUAUGUCAGGACUGCCUCAACAAAACCUUUGGUUUGGAAAAAUCUGUAGGAGAGAUAUCAGAUAAAACCAAAACCCCGAUUUUAUGGACGGUUGACAGAAUGAGUGAAUGGGACAUAACUCCCAUCUGCUAUUAUUCUUUUAAUAAUAGCCCCUGUUGUAGCAAACUGCCUGUAACUGUCUACAAGCCUCCACAUAAUGUGGCCAUCAGCUUUGUUGAUCACUCUGGGCCGAUGUUGGAGGGUCAUCAGUACACUCUGCAGUGUACAGUACAGGAUGUUGCUCCUGUUAAAGACCUCACUGUGACCUUCUACAAAGGACACACAGCACUGGGUCAACUGCAGUCCAACAACACAGAGAAGAAACCAGUGACUGAGAGCUUCACUUUAAACAUCAUCCCCAGUAACAAGGAUGAUGGAGUCCAGUACUGGUGUGAAGCCAAGCUAGAACUGGGACCUGAAGGACCUCAGCGCCCUCCAGUGGUGAUGUCACAAAAUCUCACUGCAACUGUCUACUAUAAGCCUCAUUUAGAGGGGUCAUUACUUCCAAAACGGAUUAUUAUCUCAGAAGGAGACCUUCUACAACUGAACUGCUCGGCUUUGGGAAACCCCAGCCCCUCAUACAGCUGGACGCUCCCAUCAGAUAGCCCUCCCCCCUCCAGUGAUGGCGUUCUCACUAUCAAAUCUGUUGCUGUUGAGCAUGAAGGGCAGUACAUCUGUUCUGUCGGGAACAACGUGGGGACUAUCACUGUGAACUAUACGGUGGAAGUCCAAGUCAACUACACCAUGGUCAUUAUAUUAGGGGUAAUAAUAGGUGCUGUUGUGGUUGCCGUCUUGUUGGUAAUGUUUUACCACCAUUACUACAGACACAAUCGAAUGGGAAAGUACAACCUGAAGGACGUUCUCCGUUUAUCCACACGACACUCUGCCUUGCCCACUGUAGAGUAAGCCUGCGGGAAAUGUGUAUGGAAAGCCAAGUAAAGUGUCUGUCUCUCUGUCUCUCAAUAUUUUUUAUUUUAAUAUGCAGUGGUGUGACACAUGAUGGGUUUUCGUAUAGUUAUGCAGCGGUGGGAAAGCAAAGUUUAAGCCACCUUGUAAAAAGUGAAGUGGGCCCCUUUAGUUUUAUCAUUGUGCUUUUGUGGUGCAUCUUUACAAAUGUGUAAUUAAUCAGAUUACCACAAAAUAAUUGCCACAAAGACACCUGAGGUCCUCCUUUGUAAUCUAGCUUUGAGUAGUUUAAAGCCCUGUUUGUUUUUGUCUUCAUGGGCACCGACAUAGAAAAAUAUAGAAUAUCACCAGCCUUAUCCUGAAACUAGUGCACAGCCUUGAGUUUGGUACAUACCAAGAGCGCCAAAAGAGGGUGAUUUUAUUGCCAAUGUUUUUCAGUGUUUUAUUGUCACUUACUGUUACAGAAAUGAAUGUGUAUUCUUAUAAAUAAAAGGACACACAUAUGUAAAUGUAAAAUAUAGAUCUGAAACCAAUUGUGUUCCAAAUCCAGCUGCAGCAGUAUGCUGCAUUAAAGGUUAUUGAUUAUUGAUACUGCACGUAGAAUGCUGGCAGAUUUUUAGUUCUAUAAGUAUUUUUAUUAUUUUAUAUAUUGUAUAUCUUGUCUAUUUCAUAGUUUAAUAUUUAUAUAGAUUUACUUUAUUAAUAAGUAAUAAGACAACAGAGCUUAUUCCUUGUAUUUGUAUGUAUUGUAUGCAUGUGCGUCUAUUCAUUGUGUACAUCUGUGUGUAUGUGUGUGUGUGCUAGUUGAGUGACACUGAAAAAGAGGAAUUCAUACUAGCAAAAACUGUAUAAUGAGGAGCUGCAAACUGGAACUUCAACAAGGAAAUAUAAGCUUUGACCACUAUUAUUUUUCCAAAUGUGAAUAAAUAAUAACACUUUGUACAUACAAUAAGAUGCGUCCAUGUCUCUUUCAUUGAUAUUUUAUUGCAUUUUAAAGUAGUUGCAAAAACAUGGUACUAACUGUCAUGAUCUUGGGUUUGAGUGUGGUGUUUUUCUGUUAUUUUAUUAUUAUCCGUUUCUGCGCUACUCGUUGCCUUUGUGUUCUUGUUUGGGUUUUGUAGUUGAUCGUUGCUUCCUUGUUCUCUGUUGUAAUUAGUUACAUGUAUCCUUGUGCAUUGUCUGUAGCUUUACAUCCUGUUUUAUUUUGUAAUUUUGGUGUUUGGUGUUUUUGUCUUGCUUUGUUCCCUGUCUGCCUGUGUUCUGCUUUUGGAUUUUCCUCUGUUUGGACUUUGCCUUGUGCUCCAAUGUAAGACUGUUUUGUUGAUUCAAUAAAUCCCUUCUCUGAACUGCA
Molecule: messenger RNA, 2952 nt
Organism: Micropterus dolomieu (smallmouth bass)
Lineage: Eukaryota; Metazoa; Chordata; Actinopteri; Centrarchiformes; Centrarchidae
Product: intercellular adhesion molecule 1-like
Exons: 5
Coding region: 501-1601 (366 amino acids)
Biological process (GO): cell-cell adhesion
Cellular component (GO): membrane
Molecular function (GO): integrin binding
Source: RefSeq, a predicted model, not a curated record